This is a messenger RNA of Colletotrichum paranaense, 2712 nucleotides long. RefSeq lists its product as uncharacterized. Bases 1 to 2712 code for a protein of 903 amino acids. NCBI's taxonomy places the organism in Eukaryota, Fungi, Ascomycota, Sordariomycetes, Glomerellales, Glomerellaceae. The transcript is spliced from 5 exons. The record is from RefSeq and is a predicted model, not a curated record. Gene Ontology annotation, molecular function: oxidoreductase activity.
AUGAGUCGACAGGCCCCUCUCCGGGUAGCUGUCGUCGGAACGGGAUUGGCCGGGCUUAGCACCGCAUAUCUCUUGCAAAAUGACGAACAACAUCGAUAUGCAGUGACCUUAUUUGAACAGGCUGAGAGCCUGUCUUUCGACUCAGCAUCGGUUGCAAUUCGAGAGGAGAGCUCGGGCAGUAUUGAGAGGAUCGACCUUCCAAUGCGCGCACUCGCCGGAGGAUAUUAUCCGAACGUGAUGCGCAUGUAUGACCACUUGGGCAUCCCGUAUCAUCCCAUCCGCUUCUUGUUCUCAUUCGCCAAAUCACUGCCUGCACGCAAGCCUGAUACGAUAGCAUCGGGAAAGAACCAGGCAACUCUGGAUGGCGCCAGCGGAGUGCCUGGCGAGUACUUUGUCCACGCAUCCAAUUUGCACCAAGUCCCACCUUGGCCGGGAAACCGCGGGAUUUUGGCGCAUUUCGUAGAGAUACUGUGCCUGAUCAUAUGCCAGUUCUGGUUCACAGUGGCAUGCUUCAUGGUGCACCCCUUGACUGAGGGGUCUGAUGGGGGAGAGACAUUUGGCGACUAUCUGAGGAGAAUAUGGCUACCGCGACGGUAUGCCACACACUACCUUCUCCCACUCAUCAGCAGCGUUUCGACGUGUACGCAUGCUGAGCUUCUGGCGUUCCCUGCCAGCGACGUUGUCGAGUACAAGAAACGCUCGCAUGGACAACAGCACUACACUGUCUGCGGCGGUGUCCACCAAGUUGAAGGAAGAUUGGCAAAAGAAAUGAAAGACGUCCGACUAGGAGCGUGUGUUGCAGAGGUAGCCUCAACGGCUGAUGGAAGAGUGAGACUCCGUUGGCAGUCGACGGAGAACGCAGCUGGACAGAUUUUGGAUGACGUAUUCGAUCGGGUUAUUCUCGCUGUGUCGCCGGAUGUGGCUGGCAAGAUCUACCAACCCCUACGCGACAUUCUCGAGCCAUUGCCAACAAUCCGCGUGGAGAGCUCAGUUCUCCGUCCGCUCGAUGCAAAACCAAGCCAGUCGUUCACUCUCAUGGAGGAUGAAGGGAGACAUCCGAAAGCUUGUUCACAUCAUCGUGGAAAUGUCAUGCCGCCCCAAGUUAUCUGUCUCAGAACCGACUUUUCCGCAAAAGAAGCUGCGCGGACAGAGGCUUUACACACAAUGCCUGGAGGAACGGUCGUGAGCACUUGCCCGCUUAACGUACAGGCCGAUGCGAAGAGGGUACUGCGGACAGCAAGGUUUACGAGGACCUUGAGGACGUGUCAGAGUAGGGCAGUUAUCCGAAAGAUCAUGGGUGAGGACAGGAAUCUGGACAAGAAGAAUGACCAGACCGCCGGCAUGGGUGACUGGACCAAUGGACAAGAUAAUGUGUGGUUAACCGGGGCGUGGUGCUGGGAUGGAAUGGUCCUACUUGAAGGCAAGGGGGGCUUUGUUGGUUUGUUGGUUGUUGGUCCGUUGGUUGGAGGUGACAUCGGACCUCCGGUGCCGAACCCUGCCGCAUCCUUCGCUGUUCCUGCCUACAGCUGGCGCCAAGUCUAUCUACACCUGGCAGCUUUCUCUGCAAAUGUCUUCCCACAACUAACUUUCCUUCACCCUCAUCUCACAAGCGGACAUGGGUUCAUUCUUAUUCAUACAAUGACACUACCAAUUGACGCCGUUCCUGACUUCUGGAAAGGUGUCUUACUAGGCGCGACUGGCUGCACAUUUAUAAUUUUGAUAGUCACCUUGGCAUUUACUGUUACUUUUCUUCGGCGGAAAGACGUCUACGACAAUGAUCACUGGAAGCUGAACCUCAAAGUGCCGUUCACCACCAUGUGGAUGAACAUGGGUUAUUGGACGAGUGCCGACAACCUACGCAUUACAGAUUUCGAGACAGCCUGUCGCAAUUUGCUUUUAGAGGUCCUCGAAGAAGCCCAGAUUUGUAAAGAUGUAGUUCGGUCUUCGGCAAUAUCUAUUCUAGACCUAGGUGUUGGCUGUGGUGACCAGUCCCUGGAGCUUGCACUACUAAUUAACGAGCGAGGUGUGACCAGCUAUCGAUAUGUAGGGCUCACUCUCAACGAGUCCCAGUAUCGAUUGGCCUCAAAUAGAGCCCAAUUGCAGGCUCAAAAGCUCAAAUUAGAAGAUGGAAGUGUCGAGGUAUUUUGCGCUGACGCUGCCAACCCCGACACCUGGGGCGCGCACGUAAAGUCUGCGGUCAGAUCUUUGAAGGAGGACAGCGCCGACCAACAACGAUGGGUUCUAGCGCUUGACAGCCUGUACCACUUCUAUCCCUCCAGAAAGCCAAUCUUCAACUAUGCCGCGCAGACACUCGAUGCCUCGUUCAUGGCCUUUGACUUGAUACUGAGCGACGGAGCGUCUUUACGACAGAGGUUCCUCGUCAACCUCAUUGGCCUGGCGAUGGGUUGUCCUGCUGCUGCUUUUGUUACAGUGUCAGACUACAAGAAGCAGCUCCUUGACGCGGGUUAUGAUGAAGAUGAUAUCCAUUUCAAAGAUAUCACGGAACAUGUCUUCUCUGGUCUCGUCAGUUAUAUCAAAAGUCAGAGUGAAGCGUUACAGCCGUUUGGGAUCUCAGCGGGGAAGUUCAAGGUUGCAGCAAUGGUGUUUGACUGGUUCGCUGAGUCAAACGCAAUGAGGGGAACGAUUGUGAUUGCGCGCAAGAGAUCCAAAACCCAAGGAGAAGCAUCGGAUAUGAAGGGAAGAGCAAAAUGA